AUGUCCGCUUUCACUGUCGCCCGCAACCCCGUUGCCUUUCGCUCUCUUACGACCAACGUCUCCCGCGGCCGCUCAAGCGUCGCAGCCAAGGCGGGUCCCAAUGAGAUCGUCGGCGAGACCGCCUUCUGGACCUCGAAGUCUGGCCAGGCCAUGAGGGGAACUGCCGCCGAAUACGAAGCCGCUAAGGAAGCUGGCGACACUUACCUCGCGUCCACCGCUACCGGCGUGCUGCCCGAGUGGGCUGCGGCUGCUGGCGCUGAUUCCACCCUCAAGUACUCCCUCGCCGAGGCUUUCGCCUUCAAGACCCCCGAGGGCGCCAACUUUCUCGCUUCCGGGCCUGAGCUCAUGAACGGUCGCGCCGCGAUGAUGGGUUUCGUCGCCGCGGCGGGAGCCGAGAUCGCAACCGGCCAGACCAUCAGCCAGCAGUUUGCCGAGGCCCCGUUCGGCGUUCUCCUCACUUUCUCCAUGAUCAUUGCCGGAUCUCUCUUCUCUUACACCGCCAACAUGGAGGCCCCUGCGGCUGGUCCGUUCACCAAGGAGAAGGAGCUCCUCAAUGGCCGUGCCGCUAUGGUUGGAAUGGGUAUCAUGCUCGCGUACGAGACUGUGAAGGGUUCUGCUCUCCUCUAAGCUCGCAAAUUUUUAGAUGGGUUCUCCCACUCUUUUAGCUUGUAAUCAACUAUCGCACGCUGCUCGCUUAAAG
This is a messenger RNA of Micromonas commoda, 700 nucleotides long. It is a transcript of the gene CBR/ELIP5, whose product is annotated as early light induced protein-like 3, chloroplast precursor. The coding region runs from base 1 to 627 and encodes 208 amino acids. NCBI's taxonomy places the organism in Eukaryota, Viridiplantae, Chlorophyta, Mamiellophyceae, Mamiellales, Mamiellaceae. The record is from RefSeq and is a predicted model, not a curated record. The transcript is spliced from 2 exons.